GGAAGGUGUAAUUUCUGAAUCAAAUGAAAAAGUACAUACAGUGCCAUUUAGGAAAAAACAAUUAAAAGGGUCAAAUUGUAAAUUUAAACGAACUGUGUGAAACAAAAAGAAAGUGUAGCGCCUUUUUGGAAAGGAAAAAGAUUAUGGAACCCAAAAGUGUAAAAUCGUAAGAGUGAUUACGUGAGAAAUGUACCACCGACAUCUGAACCGGGGGGACUCAUCAAAACGUGGUCGUUUUAUUGUAGUUUCUCCGCGUUUGGUACAUCAACACUUGUAGCUGUGUAUCUUUCUAAUUCUUCCUUUCUUUCGCUGACAGUGCUUGCUCACACACUAAUCGCAAUUGUUGCUGCAUUGCCGACUCUGAUUCGUUCGAUUUCAGCAUUUUGUUCUUCCGAAGCGAUGCCUCGUCGAUCCGGAGAUUGCAUGAGAUGUCUGGUGAUUUUCGCGGUUGUAUCAGCUUUAGUUGUGUGUGGACCUGCUCUUUAUUGGAAAUUCAACAAGGGUUUCGUUGGAUCCACACGUGCCAACUCUCUUUGUCCUCCUUGCGUUUGUGAUUGUCCUCCUCCUUUGUCUCUUCUCCAGAUUGCUCCUGGGCUCGCAAAUCUCUCUAUUACAGAUUGUGGAAGCGACGAUCCAGAGCUUAAACAAGAGAUGGAGAAGCAAUUUGUGGACCUUCUGACUGAGGAGCUGAAGCUGCAAGAAGCAGUUGCAGAUGAGCAUAGCCGUCAUAUGAAUGUUACCCUUGCAGAAGCUAAAAGGGUUGCAUCUCAGUAUCAAAAGGAGGCUGAGAAGUGCAAUGCCGCCACUGAGAUUUGUGAAUCAGCUAGAGAGAGAGCUGAAGCUUUGUUGAUCAAGGAGAGGAAGAUUACUUCUUUGUGGGAGAAGAGAGCUCGGCAAUCAGGUUGGGAAGGUGAGUAAACUGAUUGCACUUCUCAGUCUACCUUAAAGUGUUUCUCUCUGAGAAAUCGAAUUGUCACAGCUCUAAAAGGAAAUUGUUUAGUUGUCAAGGCAAAGUCCUAUCUUCCACGUUUCUCUAUAUACAGUAUGUAGUUUUUUGUUUUGCCCUUGAUCGGAAUGUAGCUAAAGAAAGGCCUUGUAUCAACUUUUAUUCAUAUAUAAUUGUCCAUUUCUUUACUAUGAAGCUUCACUUCCUUCUCUUGUUAGAUAAGAAGUCGUCAUGUAUUUUAUGGUUCAUGUUCAUUGAAAUCCCCAAACCAUCAUAUUCUCAAUAACCAAGAGCUGAAA
Arabidopsis thaliana (thale cress) is the source of this 1245-nucleotide messenger RNA. RefSeq names its product ubiquitin-associated protein (DUF1068) (gene NKS1). The coding region runs from base 400 to 918 and encodes 172 amino acids. The transcript has 3 exons. Lineage: Eukaryota; Viridiplantae; Streptophyta; Magnoliopsida; Brassicales; Brassicaceae. The record is from RefSeq and is marked reviewed.